Tympanuchus pallidicinctus (lesser prairie-chicken) is the source of this 842-nucleotide messenger RNA. RefSeq names its product mitochondrial ribosomal protein L21 (gene MRPL21). The record is from RefSeq and is a predicted model, not a curated record. Gene Ontology annotation, molecular function: structural constituent of ribosome; RNA binding. Bases 97 to 765 code for a protein of 222 amino acids. Gene Ontology annotation, cellular component: ribosome; mitochondrial large ribosomal subunit. Gene Ontology annotation, biological process: translation. The transcript is spliced from 7 exons. NCBI's taxonomy places the organism in Eukaryota, Metazoa, Chordata, Aves, Galliformes, Phasianidae.
CCUCCCGCUCCUCCCUCAGCAGCUCCAGCAGCCGUUCAGCCGCCUCCGCAGCCAUCUUGGCCCCACGGGCAUUUCCGCUUCCGGGUCGGAGGGGGGAUGCUGUCAUGGCGGCGCUGGCAGCAGCAGUCAGGCGGCGAGCGGCAGGUGAGGGACGGCUGGGUGGGAACGGCCAGCCUUCGUCUCUGGCUUCUUGCUGCUCGCAGGGCGGGCUGUGAGGAACGCGAGGGGAAACCUUUCUUGUUUUCAUCUGUGGUUCGCCUCCAGAGCUCCCAGAGCACAUCUCUACAGGAAGGGAUUGUUGCCAAAACAUCUCUGACUUCACCCCCAUGGCCUGAAGUGAAAUUGCCAAAUCCAGUGGAAGAAGCAAAGCACCAUGCAGAAGUGGUGCAAAAGGUGAAUGAGCUGAUUGCAACAGGGCAGUACGGGAGGCUCUUUGCUGUGGUUCACUUUGCCAGCAAACAGUACAAAAUAACCAGUGAAGACUUAAUUAUGAUGGACAAUGUGCUACAGGCUGAAUGUGGAGACCGAAUCCGGAUGGAAAAGGUUUUGCUGGUUGGUGCUGAUGAUUUCACGCUUAUUGGAAGACCACUCCUGGGGAGGGAUCUUGUCCGUGUGGAGGCUACUGUAAUUGAAAAGACGGUGUCGUGGCAAAAAAUCAACAUGCGCUUUCGGAAGAAGCGCAAUUACCAAAGGAAAAAAAUUAUCACGAAUCCACAGACCGUCCUCCGGAUAAAUACCAUAGAAAUUUUCCCCUGUUUGUCGUGAUUGAUGGGAUGUCGUGCAGCUUAGGCUUAUUAUUGCUUAAAGCAAUUACGGAAAUAAAACUGCCUAGGCGUCAUAAA